GAGCUGGAUUUUCCUUUACAACUAAAACUACUUAAAAGUCAUUCAGCAAACUAAUAAUUCUUGAGGUUUAGUCAGCUGAGUAGGAUACAUAGAAUAUAUGUACAGCCAUUAAUGUCUAGUGAGCUGUUAGAAGAGCUGUUUGCUUGUGGGGAGGUCCAGUCUAAGUACAGUAGGUACUCUAUGUUAGUAGCCUAACUAAUAUUGAAAACUUCCAGAACUGGUAAGUCUUUCUUUUUCUGGAUCAAAAUUUGUAUAUGUUUAUGGGAAUAACAAUGCUGAUAUAUUUGAAAAAAUGUGUGUUUUUAUGAGCAAUAACAAGAUAUCAUCAAAAUGAUGAAUUUAGGUAGCUGACUGCAUUCAAAAUGAUUGUUUCUUAUGUCUUAUCAUUUAAGAGUUAUUAACCCUGCCACAUUUAAGUGAACUGGAAAAAGCUAAUUAAUAUGUUGAAAACUUAAGCAAACUUAAAGCACAUCAAAGCCUACAUAUUUUAAACUCAAAUCUUAAUGUUAAACAAACAAACACAAAUGUAAUUUCCAUGUUGUCCUCUUCAUAGCUCACUGGCCUGAUUAUGACAAUGAAAACUGAAGAUAUUUAUAAUGUCAGCUCACUGCCUCCUAUCCUAGACUCAUACACAUCAGCACAGUGUCCCGAAAAGGCAGCCGGUCAGAGGCAGAGGAGACAACAAGGCCCCAGCAGAACAGGCAAGAUGCCGAUGGAGAUGACUUCUGCUCAUGCUGAGGAUUCUGAUCAAAUGCUUGAGAGAAAACGAAAAGCUCUUCUAGAUCAGCGCCAUCUGAAGACAUACUACAGACUACAGCGUAUGAAAGACCUGCUUUCACACCAGCAUGCUACACUACUGAGGGAAAAAGUUCAAAGACAAAGACAAGAGAUGAAGCACCAUGAUUCCAAACUUAGAGAAGGACACAAAGAACAGAAGCUUGUGACCAUUCAGAGGGCCACCAGAUCAACCCUCACACACGAUGAUGCAUACUUGAAGUGUCUUCCUAAAACACGCUUCUACCUGGUUCUGGAACUGCAGAAACAGCUGGCACGACUAGGGUAUCUUCAGAGCCGCAGGGAACAGGAGGUGUUCAGGGUCUGGACAGAACAGCACCGAAGCACAUGUCAACUUGAGAAGCAACUACAAGCAAUGGAACACAGCAGUAAUCCCAGCUCAGAUGUUACUCUUGAGAACAUGCUGAAACAGAAGUCUGGGUCUCUACCGAAGCUUCAGAUCACACCUGAUGACUCCAGAGUACAACACAAACAUAUGUCAGUCUCACCAAGAGGGAAUGAAGGAGAGGUGAACACUUUCCAACAACAGGGCAAACAGAGCUGUGGACGGGAAGAAACUGAGCUCAUGUUUCCUGAGGUAAGUGUAAAACCACAGAGGCUCUGAACUCAGUAAGUAACACAGGGAGACAAACACACCUGCAAGCAGUCUCACACACAAACAUACUGUACAUAACCCUCACAUUCACCAACACUUAUAAAGACAAGAGACAGCUCAGUGUAGUUGUGAAUGGUCUACUUUUUGUUUACAUUCCAAAUUCUAUUUUCCAUAUCAAUAACUUUUGUAAAGUCUGAAUAACUAUAUAGCUAUUUCACUAAUUUGCAAUAUAAUCCAUUUUGCUUGGUCUGCUAAUGAAGCAGUCUCUAAUAUUAGUUGCUAGUGCACCUCUUGAAACUGGGGGAAUGAGAUUCACCUGCACAAAAGAGAAGCCAUGAGCCAUGGAUAAGUGGUCUAGUGUGACUAAUGAAGCCAGGGGAGUGUGGGUUACCUUCACAACAAUCCUGUUAUAUUUACGCCUCUAAACCUCACUCUCAUACGGGUCAUGGCACCACUGUAACUGGUUCUGCUUGGGGAAAAAAUUAUUAUUGCCAGCAUGAGACUUUGACACACUAACAAUGGUGCUAAUGACCUCACCUCUUGAGGCAAGGGGAGUGAGGCUUACCCACACAGCUACCUCAUAACACUCGGCCUCCAUUACAUAGCCUAUACAAUAAAAGUUUGAAAACACUUUUGUAAUGCCACGCCAGCAGAGGGGGCCCUCACCUGAGUACUGACUGUUCACCGCUCCCUCUGCUUCUACAAUCAUUUCCUGUUUGUGACUAUUUAACACGAGUCAGCGUGUUCCUACUUUGUGAAGUAUUGCCAGUUUACCUGCCUUACCGAGCGUUUUCCCAUUGACUAUUCUGACUGCCUGUUUGGAUUUACUGCAUGAUUGGACAGAUGUUUGUGUUUGACCUAUUCGCCUGCCUACUCGUCUCUGCCUUUUGGGUUCCCCUUGCCAUUAUGUUACUGACUCUACCUGGUUUAACAACUUUGUCUGUUAAGAUCUUUCUUAAUCUUUCUGUCUGUUAAGAUUAAUAAACUUCCGGUUAUUUUUUUUUGUUUGAAUUCUACCCAGUAAUCUGUCCUUCAAACUUCCCCUUUACCUUAAAGACUGAAGAACUGUCCAUGUGGUUAACAGCAAUGAUUGACUCUGGAUCCACAUUAAAUCUCAUUCAUGAGGAUAUAGUCAGGAAAUUCAACAAUGUAGCCCACCCAUUAAGAUUAAA
Molecule: messenger RNA, 2562 nt
Organism: Carassius auratus (goldfish)
Lineage: Eukaryota; Metazoa; Chordata; Actinopteri; Cypriniformes; Cyprinidae
Exons: 7
Coding region: 569-1399 (276 amino acids)
Source: RefSeq, a predicted model, not a curated record